Messenger RNA from Amoebophrya sp. A25, 660 nucleotides. The record is from the annotation of a GenBank genome assembly. NCBI's taxonomy places the organism in Eukaryota, Dinophyceae, Syndiniales, Amoebophryaceae.
CCUCGAACUGCCAACAGCGGCUUUAGAAAAUGGAUGAGCGCAGUUUACUUCAGGUUCACCGUGAGAUCCGCCCUGGUGGUCCCCCAUUUCUUUUCGUUUGAAUUUUACCUUGCAGUCGGACUCGAGCCCCUGAUCCAAGUAUGAGGGGUUUUCAAUUACCUCAAGUUCCAUGAGCGUCAACUAGCAAAGUAGAGCUGAGACGGCAUUUCUCAUCUCCUUUAUAAUUAGAUAGUAGAGCAUGUCUGUCGACCUCAGCGGUGGCGGUGCGUCCGCACCGAACCCGAUCAGCGCGUCCGCACCUGUGCCGGCAACUGCAUCGGGAGGCGUGGCGGAAUCCGCACUACGAGCAGGAUCAGCAGGGAUGGUAGAAUCAGCAGUGGGUACUGCAAAGACGGUCAUGGAACGGUCUGUGGCUGAAGUCCGAAAUUUCGUUGAACAGAAUCCCAGUCAAGUCCGUGCCACGGUACUAAAAGUCGACAAUCGGCAGAAUGCUAGAUUAUCUGUGUCUAUUUUUUUCGAGCGGCUACGGCGCGACAGCUUGUUUACCAAAGACUGAGUAACAAGCAUCCACGGGGAUGCUGGGCUUCGGCUUCGAACCCAAGCCUUGCGAUGAGCCUUCAUUCUGCAUUGUCACUUUCGCUGAGGAACUAUUCCAGUUGA